Molecule: messenger RNA, 1191 nt
Organism: Myripristis murdjan (pinecone soldierfish)
Lineage: Eukaryota; Metazoa; Chordata; Actinopteri; Holocentriformes; Holocentridae
Gene: fgfbp2a
Product: fibroblast growth factor binding protein 2a
Exons: 2
Coding region: 1-612 (203 amino acids)
Biological process (GO): cell-cell signaling
Molecular function (GO): growth factor binding
Source: RefSeq, a predicted model, not a curated record
AUGUGGACUCAGAUCAGCGCUCUGCUGCUGCUGCUUGCCUGCUGCCUUUGGCCAGCAGAGGCUCAGGGCGAGACCGGCAGGAGGAAAAACAUCUGGGACGAUCCCAUCCAGUUCCAAACCAAGGCCAAGGACAAGUGCACCAUGAUCAUAACCGGCCAAAGGGAAUACACCAGGCUGAGGAUAUCCUGCCAGAGUAACAAAAGGUCUUACUGGUGUGAGUACAUAGGCAAGCCUGCCAUGUGUCGUAACUACAACAACAACCCUCGCCACUACUUUUCCCAGAUGAUGUGGGGCCUGAGGAAGCUCCAGAACGCCUGCCAGGCACCCAGGACGAUCAAACCUCAGAUGUGCAGAAGGGCGACUGACGAGUCUCAGAUGGUCUUCUCUUCAGCCUCCUUCUCUCGGCCAUGGGAAGACCCAAAUAGGCCGUCUCCACCGAAACCAGCAGACAGACCAAGUCCUGGACCCACAGACCCUGAUCCAGUGCCACCAAGCAAAGAACCCUCUCCAAAACCCCCUGUGCAAAGCAAUGCUAGGAAGUUGGCUGAGCAGUAUUGCUGGAAGUCACUCCGAGGCGUCUGUGCCUUCGUCAUUGGCUGGUUUAAGAAUUAAUGAGAAAGAUUUACAAUUCUGAUGAAAAUAUCUUCACAAGUCUGAUUAAAGCGGCACUUGGGAUUUCCAGAUCAGGAGUUUGACAGUCAAUGGUAGAAGAACUCUAGCGCCCUCUGCAGGGGAAUGGAUGGUACUGCUACAACUGCCAGACAAAGACAACUCCUGGCAGUGUUUAUAACCCCUACACGUAUUAUCUAUUGGGAGCCAUUGUUGUCUGAAAUGUUUGUUCACAACUUGUGUCACAACUGGGAGAAAACUACUACCUGACUUCUUUUUCAGGUUUGACAGCUGUUUUGCAAAAUGGUUCAUAUACAAUAGUACUUAACACAUAUAUGAAGUGGUAGAACUAGUACUUUAACCUGUGACAUGGUUUCUGCUGCUCCAGAAACCUUUUAAGCAAUAUGCUGGACGCAGGCCAGGCAAGCCAUUGUUGUCACUUACUUGCAUUUAUGUUUGUUUACUUGUAUUUCAAUUUUCAUUUUUUUUUUUCACUUAAGCCAAGCUUUGAGUAUUACAUUUUGGGAGCGACAAAGGGCUUUGGUUUGAUCCAAAAGGCAGUAGUUCAACUGCUGGUGUGUU